AUGUCUGAACACAUCUCAUUGGAAGACGCCCUCGCCAACCUUCUGUCGGCCAAGGCAAAGGUCAUCUAUUCUCUGAACUCUGGCAAUGGUAACGAUGCGAUAUAUUGGAGGACCGAUCCUGUUAAAGGCCAAACGGCGCUGAAUAGAGCCGUGAAAGCCGUUGACGGCGAACUACGAACUCGCAACGGCCCGCGCGAUGUUCUAGCACUCGUCAGGCGAAUCUUUUAUUUCUUCGAUCACCACUCAGCUCUAAACCCGAUCAGCAACAGUGGAAUGGUCUUGCCCCUCCCUUCUCACACAGUGCAACCAUUGCCACUGCCCUAUCAGUGGAGCCCUCAUCCAUCGUCUGUUGGAGGUGGGCUGCUCGUUCAAGGAAGUUCUGCUCAUCCGCCAGUCCAUCACGAAGUACAGCGUGGCCGCUACGGAGAGGCUCCUGUCACUGCGCCGACGUUCCAAGUUCCUUAUACCGGCAACAGUCAGCCUGGAUGGCCGAGCAACUCGUCUGUUGGAGGUGGGCUACUCGUUCAAACUCAUCCGCCAGUCCAUCACGAGGUACACCGUGGCCGCCCACUCUACCGCUACGGAGAGGCUCCUGUUACUGCGCCGACGUUCCAAGGUCCUUAUACCGGCAACAGUCAGCCUGGAUCGACGAGCAACAUAUGCGUUCCUCAAUCUUGUUUUGGUACCCGUUCGUCUUGGUCUCUUGCUCACGACCCGCUCACGUCUCUUAACUUGCCCGUCUCCGUUCUGUAUCAUGUUUGA
Molecule: messenger RNA, 762 nt
Organism: Laccaria bicolor S238N-H82
Lineage: Eukaryota; Fungi; Basidiomycota; Agaricomycetes; Agaricales; Hydnangiaceae
Exons: 3
Coding region: 1-762 (253 amino acids)
Source: RefSeq, a predicted model, not a curated record